CUCCCAUCGCGAUCCCAUCGCUUUACUUCUUCUGCAGCAGCCUUCGCGAUUCCCAAUCCAGAUCGUCACCAUGUCCGGCCGCGGCAAGGGAGGCAAGGGGCUUGGCAAGGGCGGCGCUAAGCGCCACCGCAAGGUCCUCCGCGACAACAUUCAGGGCAUCACCAAGCCGGCGAUACGCCGCCUCGCCCGCCGCGGCGGCGUCAAGCGCAUCAGCGGCUUGAUCUACGAGGAGACCCGUGGCGUACUCAAGAUCUUCCUCGAGAAUGUCAUCCGAGACGCCGUGACCUACACUGAGCACGCUCGCCGCAAGACGGUCACUGCCAUGGACGUGGUCUACGCCCUCAAGCGCCAGGGGCGGACCCUCUACGGGUUCGGAGGCUAAGCCCUUUUGCAAGCUCGCUAUCAAUGGUGCUCGUGCUUCAAGUUACUAUAACUUUUUUGUUUAGAUUUGUACGAAUGACCCUAUUUGUAAAGGUGACUUGAACCUGUCAAAGGAUGCAGCUGGUUCAUUUAUUUGCUAUGAAGCUGAAAUCCUAAAAUGAAUCGGCCCUUUUGCCGAGCACUUAUUUGUUGAUCCUUUGAAAGGAGUAGAAAUUCAAUUUGAACAAUAAAAA
Zingiber officinale is the source of this 614-nucleotide messenger RNA. RefSeq names its product histone H4. Lineage: Eukaryota; Viridiplantae; Streptophyta; Magnoliopsida; Zingiberales; Zingiberaceae. Gene Ontology annotation, cellular component: nucleosome. The coding region runs from base 71 to 382 and encodes 103 amino acids. Gene Ontology annotation, molecular function: DNA binding; structural constituent of chromatin; protein heterodimerization activity. The transcript has a single exon. The record is from RefSeq and is a predicted model, not a curated record. Gene Ontology annotation, biological process: nucleosome assembly.